Beta vulgaris subsp. vulgaris (sugar beet) is the source of this 1002-nucleotide messenger RNA. RefSeq names its product peroxidase 5. The record is from RefSeq and is a predicted model, not a curated record. Gene Ontology annotation, biological process: response to oxidative stress; hydrogen peroxide catabolic process. The transcript is spliced from 2 exons. Gene Ontology annotation, molecular function: peroxidase activity; heme binding. Bases 1 to 1002 code for a protein of 333 amino acids. Lineage: Eukaryota; Viridiplantae; Streptophyta; Magnoliopsida; Caryophyllales; Amaranthaceae.
AUGGGACAAACUAACAACAAUAAUAAUGAUAUUAAUAUUACUACGGCUGCUAUUAGUGACCGUCUUAGUCUUUAUUUCUACAAAUCAACAUGUCCAAGGGUGGAGCAAAUAAUUGAAGAUGUUAUUCGCAAUCAAUCUCAAAAGAAUCCCGGAAUUAUUCCUGGAAUCAUGCGUCUUCAUUUUCAUGAUUGUUAUAUCACGGGUUGUGAUGCUUCAAUCCUUCUGACCCCUCAAAGAUACAACAGUUACAAUGCAGAAAUGUCCCACCCAGCAAACGGUAAAUCCUUAAGAGGCAUGGAUGCCUUAGAAGCCGCGAAAGCAGAGCUCGAGAAGCAAUGUCCCGGUGUAGUCUCUUGCGCAGAUAUUCUAGCAUACGCAGCUCGAGAUGUGGUUAUGUUGUCAGGAAGCCCCAAAUACGAGGUUCCUGCAGGACGUCGUGACUCAUUCUGUUCUGAUGGCACCCUUGCUGGUGCCCUUCCAAAGGCCAACGACACCCUUGCUACAUUGCAAAAAGGUUUUGCUGCACGCGGACUUACCUUAGAAGACAUGGUUGUGCUCGAGGGCUCCCACUCGAUAGGCCAAACACGUUGCCUUAACACGAUUGCUGACACUGGUUCGAUGACUCGAUUACUUGAUGUAGAGAGCUUGGUAGAUAAGCCAUUUCAGUCAAUGAUCAAGCAGAAAUUCUGUCCUGAAUCUCAGAAAAGGGUGUUCUGGAAUUUGACAGCACCAUUAACUCCUGAGAAACCUGAUAAUUCUGCUUGGGGAAAUUCAUUCUAUCAAUUAAUUUUGAAAGGCAAGAGCUUGCUACCUAGUGACAUUGCAUUAGCUGUUGAUCCAAGUACCAAAGAAAUGGUCGAAAGAUUCGCCUAUGACAAUGCAAAUUGGCAGAAUGUAUUUAAUGAAGCUAUGAUCAAGUUGGGAAAGGUUAAUGUGCUUACUGGUGAUCAAGGUGAAAUUAGAAGGCAAUGUGGAUGGAUUAAUGCAGUUAAUACGGCAUGA